AUGGCACGACUGUUAAUCCUUGCAGGUCUGUGCCUGCUGGCGUGCAUCAGUGUGGUAUCAUCCACCAAGAUGGCAUGCUACUUCACCAACUGGUCCCAGUACAGACCUGGAACAGGGAAGUACCUUCCCAGCAACGUGGACCCACACCUCUGCACACACAUGAUCUAUGCCUUUUCUGUCAUCAAUCAUGCCAACGAGAUCGUCACCUAUGAAUGGAAUGAUGAAACCCUCUACCAGUCCUUCAAUGCUCUUAAAAACAGAAACCCUGAACUGAAGACACUUUUGGCUGUCGGAGGCUGGAACUUUGGGACGAGCCAGUUCACCAUCAUGGCUUCAUCAGCCGCCAACCGUAAAUGGUUUAUCGACUCAGCGAUCAGCUUUCUGCGGACCCAUGGCUUUGACGGGUUGGAUCUGGACUGGGAGUACCCUGGAGCUCGAGGGAGCCCCCCAGAGGACAAGCAGAGAUUCACAGAACUGUGCAGGGAGAUAUUUGCUGCAUUUGAGAAGGAGGCCGUUGACACUAAACGUCCAAGACUGCUGUUUACAGCUGCAGUGGCUGCUGGGAAAGGAAACAUUGACAAUGGAUAUGAGAUCAGUGAACUAUCAAAAUCUCUGGACUUUGUCAACGUGAUGACGUAUGAUUUCCAUGGAGCCUGGGACAGCUUCACGGGUCACAACAGCCCCCUAUAUCAGAGCUCCUUUGUUGAUGGAGAGCAUGUGUACUUCAACACAGACUUUGCUAUGAGGUACUGGAGAGACCAGGGCUUCCCAGCAGAGAAGCUCUUGAUGGGUUUCGCCACAUAUGGGCGCACCUUUCAGCUGACGUCAGCGGAAAACGGCGUGGGGGCUCCAGCUAGCGGGCCUGCUUCGGCUGGAGUCUACACCAGGGAGCCUGGCUUCUGGUCCUACUAUGAGAUCUGCAGUUUUGUUCAAGGGACAACUAUCCAGUGGAUUGAAGAGCAGAAGGUUCCCUAUGUCACCAAAGGAAAUGAGUGGGUUGGAUUUGACACUAAGGAGAGCUUUGACAUCAAGGUUCAGUAUCUUCAGAACAAUAAGUUUGGUGGGGCCUUUGUCUGGUCUCUGGACCUGGAUGAUUUUGCUGGUCAGUUCUGUGGUCAAGGAAACUACCCUCUGAUCAGCCAUCUGCACGCUCGCCUCAACACGGGACUACCACCUGUGCUGCCCACCGAGGGAGUCAGAACAACCUCCACUGCCCCGAGCUCCACCACCACAACCACCCGCUCGACUUCCACCAGCACAGCCACCACAACCGCUGUGGCCCCCGAGAGUGGGUUCUGCGCAGGCAAACCGGACGGGCUGUAUGCAACCGAAGAGGACCCUACCAGCUUCUACCAGUGCUUCCUGGGACACACUCACCUCCAGAAGUGUGCUACUGACUUGGUGUUCAGUGAAGAGUGCCAGUGCUGUGACUGGAACCAAGCUAAAGCGGAGGAAGAGAAGUCUGUCUGA
Molecule: messenger RNA, 1470 nt
Organism: Scleropages formosus (Asian bonytongue)
Lineage: Eukaryota; Metazoa; Chordata; Actinopteri; Osteoglossiformes; Osteoglossidae
Product: acidic mammalian chitinase-like
Exons: 11
Coding region: 1-1470 (489 amino acids)
Biological process (GO): carbohydrate metabolic process
Cellular component (GO): extracellular region
Molecular function (GO): chitin binding; hydrolase activity, hydrolyzing O-glycosyl compounds
Source: RefSeq, a predicted model, not a curated record